UGAAAGCGCCUCGGAGGCUCCUCAGUGCGCCGACAGACAGGAGCGACUUUGGGCAGAUUCUUCGCUUGCCCUUUCACUCCCAGCAGGAUCAGAUUUCAUUCCCUUCAUUAUUCUCCACUCCUCCCCUCCCUCAGCCCCCCGCCCCCCAGUUUCUUGAUCUAUAUAAAAAAAGAAGUACAAAAGACAAAUACUCGCUUCAAUGCCUGGAAGUGAAAACAAAACAACCUCAGCUCCGCUUUGAAAAAAAUCUUUCCAAGAACUUUCUUCAGAGAUUUUACGCAACAAUUUGUACAAUGAAGAAAAAACAGAUUUUCUGGGUCUCUGUAUGUCUGCUGCUUACUUUUGCUUCUGUCCCUCUUAAUGCUGAGGAUGAUGAAGAAGAUCUUAAUGCUGAGGAAGAUGAAGAACAUACCAACACUCCAGAUGCUGAGCUUCCGCCACUGAAACUUGUACAUUCACAUUGUGCAUAUAAAGCAGAUAAAGGCCCAUGCCGGGCAAUGCUGAAGAGAUUCUUUUUCAAUAUUUUCACUCGACAGUGUGAAGAAUUUGUAUAUGGGGGAUGUGAAGGGAAUGAGAAUCGAUUUGAAAGUCUGGAGGAGUGCAAAGAGAAAUGUACAAGGGAUUAUCCGAAGAGGCCUGUGAAGGCAAAGACAGCACUGCAGGAAGGAAAGCCAGAUUUCUGUUUUUUGGAAGAAGAUGUUGGAAUCUGUCGGGCCUUUCUCACUAGGUAUUUUUAUAACAAUCAGUCAAACCAGUGUGAAAGCUUCAUAUAUGGUGGGUGCCUUGGCAACCCAAACAACUUUGAAUCUUUGGAAGAAUGCAAGAAUACCUGUGAGGAUGCAUUGAAUAAUGAUAGCACCCAGUUUGUUCUUGUUCAUAAUGGCUCCUCGACCCCACAAUCUACAAAGACUAUGGGAACUUUUGGCUAUCACAGCCCCUACUGGUGUCUGACCCCAGCAGAGAGAGGAUUGUGUAAAGCCAAUGAGAGAAGAUUCUACUACAAUGCAGUUACUGGGACAUGUCUCCCAUUUAAUUACAGUGGAUGUGGAGGGAAUGAAAACAAUUUUACUUCUAAAAGAUCAUGUCUCAGGGCUUGCAGGAAAGCUUUUGUCAAAAGAAUAUCAAGAGGAGGAUUAUUUAAAGUUAAAAGGAAAAGAAAGAAGCAAAAGAAAGAAGUGGAAAUAGGAUAUCAUUACAACAUCUAAAAUUUUAGAUGAAGCUUUUCACUAUGACUUCUAUUUUUCUUUUUUAAAAAACUUUUUAACUAAUAUUUUCAUGAAUUUCCUAUGCAUAUAUUACCUGUUAUUGAUACAUUUUCAUCAGCAUUCCUUUUCUAAUCUAGUCAAAUUGUUUACUCUAGGGCUAUAAUUUAUUAACUGACUACUAUGAAUUUAUUUAUUCUCUUGAUCCCUUUCUAUUUAUCAUUUAACUACAAAUUAUCAGACUGCUGGCCACAUCAAAUCAGUCCAUUUUUCUAUUUAGUCAUCACCUAUUUCAUAAUAUACAGUCACUUAUUUGUUUUGCUCAUAUUUGUAUAUAUUAUACAUGAUGAUGAUCUCCUUUAUAGCCCAUGCUCAGACUAAGAAAUACAGCCCUUAAAAAACAAGCACUUUUGGGUUUUCACAUUAAAAAUGAUGACAAGCACCUUCUUCUGAUAAAGAGUAUUCACUUGUGCAUUUGGAAAGACCUGAUAACAGUAGAAUUAUAUCAUGUGCUUCCCUCCUUAGAUAUACUUCUCCUUUUGCAUCAACAAAUACGUCGGUGGUUCUUGAGCCAAACCAUAUUUGAAGAAGAGUCAGUUCUGUCAUGUGCCAGCCUGAUUUUUGUCUGAUUUAACUUUCUUUAAUGCUCAUUAAUGAUCCAUGAUAUCAAUUAAGAUGGUUGAAUAAAUUAAUUUUGUGUUAAUACAGAUCAUGGUAAGAAGAAACUUCCUAGAAAAGGGAAGCUUUUAAUGGCAAGCUAAAGGAAAUUCUGCUUACUUGCUUCCUAAUUUUAUUGUUCAAUAAAAAUAUUUCUUACCAAAA
Pteronotus mesoamericanus is the source of this 2024-nucleotide messenger RNA. RefSeq names its product tissue factor pathway inhibitor (gene TFPI). Gene Ontology annotation, cellular component: extracellular region. Bases 294 to 1205 code for a protein of 303 amino acids. NCBI's taxonomy places the organism in Eukaryota, Metazoa, Chordata, Mammalia, Chiroptera, Mormoopidae. Gene Ontology annotation, molecular function: serine-type endopeptidase inhibitor activity. The transcript is spliced from 8 exons. Gene Ontology annotation, biological process: negative regulation of peptidase activity. The record is from RefSeq and is a predicted model, not a curated record.